UUGAAAUAUACUAGUAGUAUAGAUUUAAAAUUUAUUAGUUGCACACGAAAUAAUUUAUUGAACAGGAAAAGAAGAAGACUAUAAUAAUGAUAAUAAAAGACUAAAUUUUUUUAAUUUUGUAAUUGUGAGACAAACAGUUACUUCAUUUGAAAAUACCUUGGAUUCAGCUUCAAUGAACUGACAACAGUUGUAAUCAUACUUUCUGAAACGUGAAAAGUAGGAAUCAUUACUCAUAAAUUUUGAAAGCAAAUCUAUACUAAAUAAAAGGCGGAUAUGCUAAGUAACUAGCGUGUCCACGUCAUCCAAAAUAAACAACCAAUAGAAAAGCUUCGUACUGUCGCGUUGGCGAUGACGUGAAACCGAGUUUCAAUCAGUUUGGAUAUGGGCUGGAAUUAAAACAUUUUCCUUUGGGCCUGGUUUGUUAACCGUGAAACCUAAUCAGGUCGGGUUGAUCUCUUCUCUUGCGACUCCUCUUCUUUUGACUUCUCCGUCUUCGAUUCCCUUUCUCUUUCGAUCCGUUUCUGCAAUCAAUCGAAGACUCUUCCACUAUAUGCUUUAAUCAUAGCUUCGUCUCUCUCAUUCAAUGAAGACCUUUCAUCUUACUCUCCAUCAUUUGUUGUAUAAAACUCUUCCCCUAUGUUUCGAUGAUAAUCCUCAAGAUAUAUUUAAAAAUCCACACCGAUGGAAUCCAAAAGCCACCUUUCAGCCUCCAGCAACCGCAUUUCAGACAUGCAAACCGACGUCUCCUCCGCGAUCAAACCGAAAUCAAACUUCCAGAUCGACGGCUCAUCCACACCGAUGGAAUCCAAAGGCCAGGCUCCAACAUCCAUCGAUCGCAUGUCGGCCACGGAGACGGACGGCUACUCAGUUAUCGAACGCAACUCAACCACUCAAACCGACGGUGAAUCCCCGAUUAGGAUGAAACCAAACGGAAAAUCACCUGCCCCCUCCACGAUAGCGCUUAAACAUACCGGGAAGAUCGUCCCCUCCUCCGCGAUGCAGAUGAAAACCGGCGGAAAGGCUGUUGGCUCUUCCGUGAUUGCAACCAAGCCUCAUGGUAAGGCUGCUGUAGUCUCCGGGAACGAUGUCGAAGUUAUGGGCUUUGACGAAGUGACACUUGGCCCACAUGAAGCGGAGUUGCGGUUUCGUCUUAUCCAUUUCUGGGAGGCUCGGAACCCACAUACGAAAACCCUCAUUGGAGAGGAGAUGCUUCUCAUUGAUGAGCAGGGAAAUGUUAUAAAAGGUUUUAUUCCAGCAAGCCGUGUUCAGACAUAUCUGCGAAAGAUGACAUCAGGAACCGUUUACAGGCUAAACAAGUUCUUUGGAUCGAGGAACAAAGCUCAGUAUCGGGUUGCUGAUCACAACGUGACAGUAACGUUUUCAUGGAACACUGAUCUAACUCCUCUUCAGAACAGUCCGGUACUAUUUCCAGAAGAUCGGUUCCGGUUUCAUGACCACGAGGAGUUCGAGGCUAACUGUGAUCUCGGGGGUGAUCUUUAUGAUUAUGUUGGCCACAUGAGGCUGAUCAAUGGGCAAGCUAUGACCGAGCAUCUCAUAAUUGACGAAUCUGACAUAGCAGAAAAGCGGCAUCUGGUGGUCCAUGUUCAGACACAUGGUGGACCAGUGAUGAAGCUAUACCUAUGGGACCAAGCCGCAGCAGCCUUUUGCCAGAAGUUCAGAUCUUAUGGAAGCACUCCACGCGUUCUUUUAGUUACCACAGUGAAUCCUAAACGAAUUGGAGGGACUCUUGCUCUUACUUCUAUGACAUCUUCUAGAGUGUUUAUGGACAUUGAUGUCCAGCCGACCAGGGACUAUCUUAUCUGGUUGGGUUCCAACUCAGGUGUUGCUGAUGAGGUUAUUGCAGAUGUAGUCACUAAGCCUGAGACAGUGACUCUAGGUGAACUCUUCUCCUACAUCAAGCAAGAAACUGCUAAGGUUGCUUGGUUUGAGUGUACAGCCACUAUCGAUGAUGUAUUCCAUGGUUACCCAUGGUAUUAUCUUUCUUGUGGUGGGUGUAACACAAAGGCAACCAAAGGGCCUACCUCGCUGGUUUGUCCGAACGAGAAGUGUGCCAAAUCUGAGGUCGUGGGAGUUCCACAGUACUUAACAAAGAUCUCUGUUUAUGACAAGAGUGAGCAGGCGGUGUUUGUCCUUCUUGGUGAUGCUGGUCGUGAAUUGACUGGCAAGCAUGCUUCAGAGUUAGUUGCAAGAUACUUUGAGGUAAUUUCAAACAUUUUUAUCCACCAGCUCAGUCUAUGUUCUCACACGAGUGCUUUACUUGAAUGUCAGUUUAACGAGGACGUGGGAGCUGAUCAAACUGUCCCGGUUCCACAAACUCUCAUAGAUACCAUUGGUCAGACACACAAGUUUGUUGUCAAAGUCUCUAAGCAUAACCUCACUGGCAAGACUCAAACCAUCACUGUCACAAAGGUACUCCCAGAACCAGCUCCACAAAACGCCAUUGAAGAUCCAGCAGAUGAGAGGAUUAGAAAGGCUUCUGGCAGUCUUGAAUCACAGGAAGCUAAGCGUGCUAAGAGUGGAUAAUAUAUCUUAAGUCAUUGCCUGCUUCAUAGUUUUCAUUUCAGACUUUGCCUUCUUUAAAUUUUAUGUUUCAGACUAUACUCCUUAUUACGGUAGAUUCUCCAUUUUUGAUGUUUGGAUGCAAUCAAAUAUAGUUUUGAGAUUUCCGUUUGGGUGCAAAUGAGUUUUUUUUUAUAAAAAAAAUAUGAUCUAAAAUUCGUAUAGUACUCUUUGAUCAAUAUAAUAAUUCCUUUUUAGGUUCAGAAAAUGUGUUAAACUCACGUGGAACACAAAUUUUUAGUUUUGAUAUUUUAGAAAACUAAAAAAAAAAAUUUUUUUGUUACAUAACAAAAUGCAAAAAAAA
This is a messenger RNA of Brassica rapa (field mustard), 2884 nucleotides long. RefSeq lists its product as uncharacterized. NCBI's taxonomy places the organism in Eukaryota, Viridiplantae, Streptophyta, Magnoliopsida, Brassicales, Brassicaceae. The record is from RefSeq and is a predicted model, not a curated record.